AUGCAAAAACUGACGGAGCGCAUAGACGACGCGAUAUACCGAGAGGUCGACACGGUUCAACCAGAAUCGUCUCUCCAGAGUGAUCAGAAGAGGCUCUAUAAAUCAUUGGAGCGACCAAUAGUAAGUGGAACGGGCCCAGCACCAAAUCAGGCCGACACGGUCGCAUUCUGUCGCAGCCUGUGGUCAGAGCCCGUAAACCACAACGUGCGGGUAUUAGUGUGCGGGUAUUACGCCCAUGGACCCCGUCAUCAUAACGCCGGAUGA
Messenger RNA from Parnassius apollo (apollo), 264 nucleotides. The record is from the annotation of a GenBank genome assembly. Lineage: Eukaryota; Metazoa; Arthropoda; Insecta; Lepidoptera; Papilionidae.